Molecule: messenger RNA, 1732 nt
Organism: Gekko japonicus
Lineage: Eukaryota; Metazoa; Chordata; Lepidosauria; Squamata; Gekkonidae
Gene: DCTD
Product: dCMP deaminase
Exons: 6
Coding region: 74-655 (193 amino acids)
Biological process (GO): dTMP biosynthetic process; dUMP biosynthetic process
Cellular component (GO): cytoplasm
Molecular function (GO): dCMP deaminase activity; zinc ion binding
Source: RefSeq, a predicted model, not a curated record
CCGCCAAACGGCAAAGGGGCUCUCCAGCGGAGACGUGGGUUUUGGGUCGGACUUCUUACCGGCUUGCAGCAAGAUGAGCGGUGGGAAUCACUCGCGGACCAGCCACCUCAAUGGGUGCUGCUGUGAAAUGCCCUGUAAGAAACGUGAUGACUAUUUGGAAUGGCCUGAAUAUUUUAUGGCUGUAGCUUUCUUGUCAGCUCAAAGAAGCAAGGAUCCGAGUUCACAGGUUGGCGCUUGCAUUGUGAAUUCAGAAAACAAGAUAGUUGGGAUUGGGUACAACGGCAUGCCCAAUGGAUGCAGUGACGACUUGCUGCCUUGGUCAAGAACAGCAGAUAGUAAACUUGACACGAAAUACCCCUACGUGUGUCAUGCUGAACUGAACGCCAUAAUGAACAAGAACUCUGCGGACGUGAAAGGCUGCAGCAUGUAUGUUGCCUUGUUUCCGUGUAAUGAAUGUGCCAAGCUUAUCAUCCAGGCAGGUAUAAAAGAAGUUAUCUUUAUGUCAGACAAAUAUCACGACACUCCUGAGAUGACAGCUGCACGGCGUUUGUUUGAUUUAGCUGGAAUUAUAUACAGGAAAUUCAAACCAAAGUGCAGUAAGAUAGUCAUUGAUUUUGAUUCAAUUAACAGCAGAUCAAGUCAAAAGCCUCUGUGAAAUACAUCUAAUUACAUUUCUAGAAGAUUGUGAUUAUCCUUUUCUGAGAAGUUGGGAAUGCCUUUCAUCUUGCAGUUAGGCAUCACUUUUUGAUAGCCACUACUGUAUGCGUCUGAAGCAUAUGUUGGGCUGACAGAAUUGUCACCCUUUGCCACACCCUUAAACUUUGACUUUCUGUACUUUUCUAAACCUAAAUGGAAUCUAUAAAUGAGACCUACACUUUUGUAUGAACCAUAAGAAAGCUGUCCUAUUUCUUAUAUCCAUUAUACAAUGUCUGAGCUGAAAUCCCAGUCCAAUAACCUAUGAGCAAUUGACUAUAGACGAAAACCCCUAUGGAAACCUUCAGUAACACAUAUGUAUAGGAUGUUUACUAGCCCAGAAGUUCAACAGAAAGCAUAACUAUUAACAAUGAUAAUGUUGACAUUCAAACAAUAAGCUAGACAUCUAUGUAACAGGCAGAAUAUUAUGUUGUGUGUGAUACCUAUGCUGAUACAUUACACCUUGGUAUUUUACCAGAUGUUCAUUUCUUUAAUUGCUUCUCUUGCUGCAGCGUAGCACAUGAGCAUGUGUUCAGUUACAUUUGAAGAAUGUUUUGUAUUAGAUGUAGUUUCAGAGUAGCUUUAAUUCCUUUUUCCCAACAUGCUUUCAGUUUAGGAAAGGGUAAGUGAAUAAAUCAUUUGGCUCUCACCAAUGGGACCCUGUUUGGAGCUGGUUUUAGUGAUUAAAAGGAAACUACUUUAUUGGUCUAAAUUUCUACUAGGCAGUCCACCAUACUCCAGUUCUGAGACCAUCCUCUGAGGUAUCUUAAUCACUUCUUUUCCUCAAAAGGAAAACAAGGAGAUUCAGUCUGUGUUGAGGCUGUACAUGCCAGAAAUCGUAAUUAUGGUUUUAGCUUGCUUUUCGUUGUUAAAAACUGGCCGUGUGCCAUACAUUUUGGAAACACUGACUAAAACUAGAUCCCAUUCAGUUUUUCAGUAUCUUUCUGUAUCUCCCUCUUCAAUCUUAUAGGGUUUUUAAAAAGUAAAUAAACCUAAUUGUGUGUUUAGAUGAUGUUUCAAAUCCCAAAGAUAUUCUUUC